Rhopalosiphum maidis (corn leaf aphid) is the source of this 4880-nucleotide messenger RNA. RefSeq lists its product as uncharacterized. The transcript has 4 exons. Bases 373 to 1890 code for a protein of 505 amino acids. The record is from RefSeq and is a predicted model, not a curated record. NCBI's taxonomy places the organism in Eukaryota, Metazoa, Arthropoda, Insecta, Hemiptera, Aphididae.
GGACACAUAUUAUUACAUACACGAUCGCGCGAGUCAGACGACCCGUAUAUGAUAUACGCUCGUCCGUACAACAUAACAUCAUAUAAUAAUAAUAUUAUUGUCGACAUACUACCGCAGCGUGUCGUCGUCGUUAUCGGAAUUCGUCGUUCGGUUUUUGGUAUACAUUUGUUGUGAGACAAUUUUAGUGUUAUCCGUGUCCACAGAGAUUCGGAAACGGAACGCAGUCGCCCGGCCGAUUUGUCGUGACUGCUUCAGACGGCUCCGGUGCGCUAUCGUAUUGUGUUUCUCUACGCUUAGGUUUCUGGUCUCGAGAACGAUGUCCUUUACGACGGUAUCUUUGGAUUAGCAACCGGCCGUCCACAAUUUUCAGUGAUGCGGCAAUGUAGCUCUUCAUAUCGGAUGUCUGGUAUAGAUCGGCGAACAAACGUAGACAUACAAAUUUUGAGUGCUGCUAGUAAAGCGAUUGCGGAAAAAUGCUUUUGGAACGCAUGCAAAGCAUUAUCUUUUGGAUUGUUUCUGAUGGCUGUCGGAGCCAUAAUGGCCAUUAUUGGAUAUUACGCGGAACAACUUUCAUCAGAUGAUAUUGUCACGAAAACUGAUAGUGGAAAUUCGAGUACAUCCACACGAACAACAAAAACGACAAAAAAAACAUCUCAUAUAUAUAAAUUGUCAUAUGCUGGACCAAUUGUGAUGGGCGUUGGAGGGUUCAUCGUUGUGGCGGCGUGCGUGAUGACGUUCGAGGCGCGCGAUCGGGCGGCGAAGUUCAUGUCUAACCAAUUGAAAGUAAUGGGCGGUGGGGUCGGCGCUGGCGGUGCCGCGUCGGGCCAUCGCGGCCACGGCCGGCAGACGCCAUCGGCCGGUUACCUGUCCAGGGGCGACAGCGGCCGGAGCAGCUAUCAGAACCCGUGCGACGGCGGACGGCACAAGAUGAACAAGAGCCCGUCGGCGCCCAAUCUGGCGGCGGCCGCGGCGGCGUCGAACCGCGGACCGGGGGGCGCCGGACAGUCGGGCGCCGGCAGAUUGCCGCUGCGGCACAAGCACGCGGUGCACGUACUGUCGUCGACCGGCGGCCGAGCGCUGCUCAGCCCGCACACGUUGCGCCGGCAAGCCAUGUCGAUGGACACGCAGGACUACAACCCGCUGUUCUCGCCACCGCGUUCCCGUCACAGCAGUUCUGGCCUGUUGACGUAUAGCAACAGCAACUGCAGCAACAUCUUCGGCAAUUUCAACUGCAACGGCAACAAGCAAGGCGGCGACGGCAGCAGAGAGUCGGUCAACGACCCGAUGAGGACGUCUUCCAGGGGAUCGCGGGGCUCCAUGGUGCUGGAUCUGCACGUGCCCAACGAGUGUCCGGUGACGAUGCGGGUGCGGGACAGGAGCCGCCGGUCGGACACGGCCAAGCGGCACGUGCUGCGCCGGCAGACGCCCGUCGAGCUGGACGACACGAUAAUCGCGUACGCGACCACGGCCAUGGCGGCGGACCGGCAGCGGGCCAAGCGGUGCACCACGCGGUCGGCCACUUGUGACGUGCCGCACGCGAUCAAGUCGAAGCGCAGGCGGCAGGACUCGAGUUGCUCGGACGUGGUGGCGGCCCGCCGGAGGUCCGGUUCGCCGGUGUGCGGAGCCGGCGGCGGAUGGCGUUCGUCGGCCAACGACGUGGUCGACGCCGCCGAAUGGGCCAGGACCGCGAACCGCACCGCCGGCGGUUCGGCCGUGUCGUCGCCGCAACGGUCCGCCGACCGUCAGAUCGCCGGCGCGACACCGGCGCGACGACCGCAGUCUCCGUCGGCCGAUGUCGCGGACGGCAGCAAAAUGUCAUUGUCCCGGACGUGUUCCGACAUCAUGUCCAUCGACAAGUCGUUCGAAGAGUCCAACUACAGUAGUUCAUAGACGGACGAUUUGCUGUGCGCAUAAUGUGCGGCGUAAUCGAUUCGUAAGCGAUAUCGGUCUGCACACACGUAUAAUAUUAUUAUUAUUAUUAUUAUAGUGCCAUAUAAGAUAUUGUGUUAUAUUAUAGGUGACAUACGGCGACACUGCGAAUGUAUAUUAUAUUUUUAGGUUUGACGGUAUAUUCGAAUCGGAUACCGCGGUAUCGCGAUGUUAGAACCCGCGAUGUGUAUACCUAACCCACUGCGUCAGUCGGCAUAAUAUUAUAAUAAUAUGCAUAGUGUAAUACGGCGUUACCUACUUUUCGGUAUUGUACGGUAAGUCGGUUCUUCGCGGUACUGCGCGGUAUACCGUACAAGUGGUAUCCGAAUAAACCGGUUAUCCAGUUAUUAUGGUUGUUUUUAGUCGUUAGUUUUAUACCUAAGGUUUACCCGAAAAUCCUUCAACCCUAAAUGAAAAUGUAUACUUUCGCUGCUAUGUAAUAAUAUUAUACUUUGUCGCACACGCCGUCGUCGUGCUGCACGUCAUGAUAUUAUGUGUAAACCCCCAAGUACGCCGACUUACGCGUAUAUGUGUGUACUAUUAUAGCUGACAUUCGAUAUAAAUGAUUAUCGUUGCGUAGUGUUCAUUAUAUAAUUUUUUUUUUUGUCCAUAAUAUUAUCGUCGAGCCGUUCAAAACGAUUAUGUAGAGGUAUGUAGAGUCGCCAAACAUCGAUUUACUUACCGCGAGUGGUUCAUUUAACGUGGGUAAGACAUAACUUGAAAUGCUUCUAGGAUAUAAUAAUUUUUAAUAUUUUUUAUCGUUAUGGUUUUAUUAAAUUUUUCAAUCGACAAUAUCCGUUUUUAAUUUACCAUUCCAAAGUAGUAUAUUUUUUUAGAGUACUUCGCGGAGUAUAAAAAUCGAAUUUCAAACGAGUAUAGUUUAUUGGUUAUAAUCAAUUAUUUGUACAAGAUUUGAUGUCGACAGAUUUAAAUAUUCCGAAUAAUAUUUUGCUUCGGAAUUUACAGUUUAAAAACAUGUCGUUGUUCAAGAAAGUAAAAUACUCAAAAAAUGAUAGCAAUACACAAUAGUAUAAUGUAUAAUUUUUUUCUCCAAACAAAUGUCACGUAACGAUUCAGAUUAUAUAAAGAAAUAUUUCAGAAAUAACGAGUGUUCUACGUUGAAUGAAUCAACCGGUAUUAUAUAUAGGUUAGGUACUUGUUAUAAUUCAAAAGACGGGUAAUAUUAAUAUUAUAUUCACUACCGCGAGUUGAAGUUGCUUAAGAGUAAUUUUACUACAGUAUAAUAUAUCAGUAUAUUAUUGUUGCAAGUUUAAUGGAUUUACGAAAUAUUUGGUGUAUAUUAUAUCAGUGUAAAUAUAUAGUAUUUGGUUAAUUCAAACGGGGAAAAGUAUUUAAUUAGCGGCAUGUGUGCGUAUUACAGAUAUUAAUGGUUUCUUAAUUCAACUUCGAACCUCGUAUUACCGUGACGUGUCACUUGAUUCUAGGUUCUUGGAAUGCAUAAUGAAAUAAUAAAACCCCCAUAGAGUAAUAAAUAGCCCAAGAUAAAAAAAAUGUUUAGAGGUGUUUUCAUAUAGCCGUGAUAUAAUAGUUUAGCAGUAGCAUAGUGUAAGACGUAGGUACUGCCAAAUGUAGUAACAUGGAAUAGAGUGAAAAUGGGUGUGUUGUUUUGUAUGAUUAGGAUUAAAUAUAAAUGAUUUCCUUAAAGAUGCCGAUUUUUUAAAACUCUUUGAAACAAAUUAUAUAUUGGAAUUUUGUUUUAAACAAUUUUUAAUGAUAUUUAAUUAUCAACGUGUUAUCUAAACAUCGAUUUAUGAUAAUUAUUUAUUUGAAAUUCCAUAAAAAUAAUUUUAUAUCAUGUAGUGCAAAAAUGCACUAUCUUUUACUUAAUUUAGUUAUUAUAUAGGCACCUAUGUAGGGUUUCAGUUUUAUUACUCUUAAACUUUAUGUGUACUCAACGCAUAAUUGAUCAAAAUAUUUUAUUGUGCCAAUCAAUUUACUUGACAUUUUUCCAUUAAUAUUUCCAGGCAUGUAUAUUCUAUACCUUCAUAAUAUUUUGUGAUUUUUUUGACUGAGACGAGCAUUUAAUCUGAACUCAAUGCCUUGAAAAAUGUAAAGGAAAUCCUCAAUCUGUAUUUAAUUAUCGAUAUCAAUCAUCGAUGUUGUAUCUGAAUGAUAACAAUUAAUAAUGGAUUUUUUUUUAAAUAUAUUGUUAACGGUCUGUGUUUUCAAUGAUUAGUGAUAGAAACUUUAAUAAAAUACAAUGAAUCGGUAUUUUAUAUUUUAUUGGAGUUAUAAAGAAAAAUGAAGAUUUUAAAAAUAGUUUGAUUAACUACCAAAUUAAUUCCAAAUAGUAAGGUUAAGACGUAAGUGUUAUAGUAUUUUACUAAUCUAUUUAUCGUUCGAUACCAUGCAAUACCGUAGUGUAAUUAUGUUUUGAACCAUUUUAUAUGCAAUAGGUACAUAAUAAACAGGCAUAUAUAUUCGAAAUUUAUCUUUGAUCUGUUGAAUUAUUAUAUAAUUAUGUUAUUGAUCACGUGUAAAAUUGUUAUGCAUAAUGGAUUGGAACAGAUUCGACGACGGUGUUAAUAUAUACAUUUUCUGGGCAUCAAUCAAAUGGUAACGGUUAAAUUGGCUACGUCAUUAACAGUGAGGUAGAGAAACCCCAAUUUCAUACCGCCUGCAAAGGGAACGUGAAACUAUUUCAAACAUUUAUUACAUUCAGAUAAUCAGGUUACUGUCAUUUCUAUUCAAAUAUUUCUCUCGGGGGGAGGGGGGAACUCAACAUCUAAUGUCUCAAGGCUUUUGAAAUUCUGAUAAACGGCAUACGAAAAACUGUAACGUGAUUGUUCGUGAAUAAAAUCUCGUCGUAUAGUAAUAUUAUACUUAAAUCUCGUAUCGUAUACAAAUAAAAUGUAUUCUUAUUACUUAUUUCUAAUUUUUUUUUUAAUAAUAAAUGAAGACACGGAGUAACGAUAAAUUUAUUUCAUGAA